Durusdinium trenchii is the source of this 1968-nucleotide messenger RNA. The record is from the annotation of a GenBank genome assembly. NCBI's taxonomy places the organism in Eukaryota, Dinophyceae, Suessiales, Symbiodiniaceae.
AUGGAUGAGUUGAUGAAGUGUGCCACCAACAUUAAGCAUUUGAUCUCUCCUAUGUUCCGGUACAAAAUCACCCAGCAGUACUUGUGGAAGGUGCUGUGCGAAGCACGGAAGGAGGGGAUGCUCUUCUGUGACAAGCUAAGGCAGCCGCAAGUCUACCACAGGCUUCAGGCAAUCAAGGCGGAGAUCACGGCGGGCCCAUACGGAGUGGCAGGUUGGCAGGCGGAAGAAGAGGUAGAAGAAGAUCUGAUGGACAAAAUGGUGGUGGAAGCUGACUGCAUCCCCGGUGGGAUUGACGGAGAGGCACCUGAUCGCAAGCAAGUCUUGGAUCGCCGCGAAAUCCAGGGAGUUCUCGACUUUGGCCAGAAGAUCAAAUCAGAAGGAAAUGAGGCUUUCCUCAACGAGAACUGGGAGGGAGCCCUCACCAGGUAUUGUCAAGGUGAUGAAAUGCUGAAGAACUUUGCUGCAGAGCCACAUCUAGACAAAGAGAACAAGGAACUGAAAACCAUGCAUCGCCAGUGCUUGAACAACAAGGCCAAUGCCGCGCUCCAGAUGGAUCAAUGGCAGACAGCCUUGAGAGCGGCUGAGUCUGCACUGAAGCUGAAGAUGGAUGAUGAGAAGGCACUCUUCCGAAAGGCUCAAGCUUUAGAGGGUCUUGGGCGAACCGACGAGGCGCUGGAAGUGCUGGAUGAAGUCGAACAGAUCGCAGAAGACAUGGAUCAGGACUUCCGCGAACAUAUCAUGGAUGACGUCCGCGAACGGCGGGAGGAGAUCAAGUCGAUCGAGCACAAAGCUGCCAAGAGCUUCAACAACAUGUUUAAAGCCAUGGGGGACAAGCAGGUGUUUGGCAGCGGCCGCUUCCUCCCUGACGGCACUUCACCACCCCCAGCUCUCACAGGCGCUGAGGAAAGGCAGCUUAAGAGGAUCAAGGAGCAGGACGAAUACAGGGCUGCAAAGGCCAAGUACGAGUUGGAGCAGCGCCGAAAAGCUGGGACCCUGAGGCAAAAGAUGGAAGACCAGGAAGAUCUGAGAGAUCUGAGGGCACUGGAAGUACACAAUGGGCUUCCGAACAUUGAACUCUUUGUGGCAGAGGAUCCAGUUCUGGCGGCAGAGAUCUUUAAGGAAGCAGGAGAGGCGCAGAAGACUGGACAUCUUCUACAUCGAGUCGAGUGGGCCGAACUGGUGGAUGUGGAGAAGGUAUCGGCUGUGCUGACUCGAAUCUUUGGAGGGAAGGACUAUCUUUGUGCGGGUGCAGGUGGUGACAGCGUUUUGCCAGGGGUCAGCGAAUACCAGCCGCUUCACGCUGAUCUCAACUUUCCGGGAUGCCAUGAACGUAGAGACUCUCCAGUGGUGACCCUAAAUGUCCCGCUAUCCCCUCUGACGUGGUUGAAUGGCCCCACGCGAGUUAUUCCUGGAACACACCAUGUGAAGGAAGGGUGGUCCUGCUGGGAGCCACCUGAUCCGAAGAAGGAACCUUAUGACUGGCGCUACUACACUUUGUGCCCACUCCCUGCAGGCACCGCCAUUUUGCGAGACAACCGCUUGUGGCAUGGCGGGACACCGAACCUGUCUCGAGCCACGCGCUUUUUGCCCAACGUGGAGUUCGCUGCUAGCUGGUGGUGCUGGGGAUCCACCGAUACGCUUUGGCGGAAUCCCUGGAAGCUGGCGCCUCGAUGCAUGCCACGGCGCCUGUGGAGAAGGCUCUCACCAUUUGGCCAGCAUCUUUGCAGGCUGGUGGUGUCGGACGAGGAUUUGGACUAUGGAGAAGGGAAACCUAUCAUAGACGAGCCCAAAGAGCCUGACAUGCCAACGCCCAACAAGCCACCAUUCGGAUACAGGACAUCAGAAAGAACCAGGACCCUCACAAAGGCGCAGGCACAGCAACUCUUGGAGGAGUGGAUUUCAAGUGUUGUGAGACACUUUUUUCACCUGCAUUUCGCUUGCGGUUUGUUGUUCAUACGUUAUAUAUGA